GGCUAUUGAAUGUUGUCUCACAGGCAGCAGAGGAACUGGCAGCAGGAGGAGACAGGGAGAAAGGAGGGAGAGAGGGGGAGUAUACGGUGCAAUAUCGUGAGAGGGAGAGAGCAAAACAGAGAGAGUAAUAGAGGAGACAAGAGCAGCUUCAGGCAAAAGGAUAAAGGAGGAGGAAGGAAAAAUAGGAAAAUCCUUUCUGUGCUGCUGAAGCUGUUUACAUCCUAGGUUGCUGAAGACAAGGAGGGGCUGUGACUGAGAUGAGAGUGCUGCUGUAGCUGGGUCCAGUUCUAAGGAUGCCAGGGUAGAAGUGAGGUUCUACAGCGGUUCCACAGCAGUUCCACAGCACAACCAGGCAGGAACCAACACUGGGAUGCAGAACCUACGACAUGCAGCCACGGAGGCUUUCCAUCGCCUGGGUCUGAAGCAAAGACACCUGGGAUAUGAGGAGUUGGAUGAGGCAGACCCGUCCUACUCCAAGCCCCAGCCUCACUGGUUCCACACGCUGCAGGUCCGCAGGCUGACGGUCCAGAGAGAACGCAGCAACAGUGACCCUAUGGGGGGGAAGAGUUUCGAUCAGGAGUUCCAAUGGAAAACAGGCCUACAGUUUGGCACAGCUAACUCCUACCUGAACCUGGAGAAGCUAGGGGAAGGGACAUACGCUACAGUCUACAAAGGAAUCAGCCGGAUAAACGGGCACCUGGUGGCCUUGAAGGUGAUUCGUAUGAAGACUGAAGAAGGCGUACCAUUCACUGCCAUCCGAGAGGCUUCCCUCCUGAAAGGCCUGAAACACGCCAACAUUGUCCUGCUCCAUGACAUCAUCCACACCAAAGAGGCACUCACAUUUGUCUUUGAGUACGUACAAACAGACUUGGCUGAGUAUAUGAAGCAGCACCCAGGGGGCCUGCAUUCCUACAAUGUCAGGAUCUUCAUGUUCCAACUGUUGCGGGGUCUGUCCUACAUCCACGGUCGGAGGAUCCUGCACCGGGACCUCAAACCCCAGAACCUGCUCAUCAGCUACCUGGGGGAGCUCAAACUGGCUGACUUCGGGCUGGCCCGGUCCAAGUCCAUCCCGUGCCAGACCUACUCGUCUGAGGUGGUGACUAUGUGGUACCGGCCUCCUGAUGUCCUCCUGGGUUCCACUGAUUACUCCACUGCUCUGGACAUCUGGGGAGCUGGAUGCAUCUUCAUUGAGAUGCUUCAGGGGACACCAGCCUUUCCAGGGGUGGCAGACAUCUUUGAGCAGCUGCAGAAGAUAUGGGCUGUCGUAGGGGUCCCGACUGAGGAGACGUGGCCAGGAGUGAACGAGCUGCCCAACUUCAGGCCAGAAUGGUUUCGACCAUGUGAGCCCCAGCAAUUCAGGAAUGUUUGGAAAAGACUGUCCCAGUUGCCCUAUAAGACAGAGGACCUGGCCCAGCUGAUUCUGAAGACCAUCCCACGAGACCGCAUCUCAGCCCAGGAUGCACUGCAGCACCCCUAUUUCAACACGCUACCGCCCCCCAUCAUGCAGCUACGAGACACUGUAUCAGUCUUCAAGGUCCCCGGAGUGAGGCUGGAGACAGAGGUGAAGGAUAUCUUCAGUCCUAGUCGAAGGAUCAGACCUUCCCCGCUGGUGCCCUUGGCUAAGUGCUGGUGAUAGUGGGCCUCUACCCCCCUGGGCUUGGCCCCUACCCCCAGGCCCCCAGGCCCCCAGCCCUGGCUGCAGGCUAGAACACCACCUGAUCAGGAUGGAGAGGCAUGAGGCUUCACACACACAACACUUACCUACACCACCAGCGUCCUCCACCAACCUCUGCUCUUGACUCCACCCAGCAUUCCUCAGUCAGAGUUCCCAUGUUGUAAGAAGACAGGAGAGAAGAGGGAGGGGUUGAAUGGUACCUGGUAGGGGUUGAAUGGUACCUAUCACAUAUUAGAUGACGUCAGAAGUACCGUAUGUACUGUAUAUACUCUAUAUCUGAGACCCCAUGUCUGUUGUUGGUGGCAACGGAAAGCUACGCAAUGUCUAAGAGAACUGUCAGGUAGCUCAGAACUACUCAACACAUUCCUCCUGCUAAACCACCUCCUCCUGCUUCCUCCUCCUUCUCCUCCUUCUCCUACUCCUCAUCAGCUGGUUUACCUCUUCCUCCUCCUCCUUUUUCUCCUUCUCAGAGCGUCUCCUUGGACUCCCUAUACUCUCUCUGCCUCCUCCUAAAUGUACAUUGAGAUUUAAUGAUGACGAUAGGUUUGUUUUGAAGAUGAGUGUUUUAUUUUGUACUGCCAAAACAUGCAUAUAUUAUAUACCUCUUAUGUUAAUCAGGUCCUUGUGGACCAUGAUUGUUCUUUUGCACAGCAUGCAGGUGGGUAUCCCUGCAACAGAAUGACUGUGACGGUUGUGUGUACACUGUUGUGUUGUGUGUACACUGUAAUUCACGUUGUAUUGUACCGUGAAACUUCCUCAUUAACACCCUAUAUAGCAUAUUUUUCAUUCGGCAAUCUUGUGAUGUCCACUCUUCAAUUGUCUAUGCUUGGGUGCAGCUUGCCUUUAGAAUGUGUGUGUGUGUGUUUUUGUGAGAAUGAGUGAAGGAGUGUGUGAGUCAAUAAAUGUUGCAGUUAUGGUA
Molecule: messenger RNA, 2594 nt
Organism: Coregonus clupeaformis (lake whitefish)
Lineage: Eukaryota; Metazoa; Chordata; Actinopteri; Salmoniformes; Salmonidae
Gene: cdk15
Product: cyclin-dependent kinase 15
Exons: 13
Coding region: 371-1633 (420 amino acids)
Biological process (GO): protein phosphorylation
Cellular component (GO): cytoplasm; cytosol; nucleus
Molecular function (GO): cyclin binding; cyclin-dependent protein serine/threonine kinase activity; ATP binding
Source: RefSeq, a predicted model, not a curated record